Erigeron canadensis is the source of this 866-nucleotide messenger RNA. RefSeq lists its product as uncharacterized. Gene Ontology annotation, biological process: ubiquitin-dependent protein catabolic process. The coding region runs from base 33 to 590 and encodes 185 amino acids. The record is from RefSeq and is a predicted model, not a curated record. The transcript is spliced from 2 exons. NCBI's taxonomy places the organism in Eukaryota, Viridiplantae, Streptophyta, Magnoliopsida, Asterales, Asteraceae.
UUCCUUUUUUUGCUUUUCCAAAUUAUCCGACCAUGGAAAAGAAGCCGAUAGAAAAAGAAAACCCGGAGUUCGUUUUUAGCUGUUUCGGCCGUGAGAGGGUGGGUAUGGAUCUGAGAUGUGUCCAUGAAUCUGAAUCUCUCCAUAACUAUUUGCUACACAUAGAAUAUAUUAGAAUUACGAAGGAUUGUCCACGAAUUGAUUGGGAUGACCGUGAUAUAGGGCGUGCUCAGGUUAUCGAAAGCCCGAAGUUCAUCAUUACAAUGGUUAAUGAUUUUUGUGUUGGACGUUACAAGCUCAUGAAAACCCAUGAAAAAGAUCGUAAUCUGAAUCUCUUUUCAGAAAAGUUGAGGGAAUUUGAUUCCGGAUUUGUCCGAGAAAAGCCAUUAUCCAUACUUCUUCUGCUUCUCAAUGCUGCUAUCCAAUUGAAGAUCAAAAGCCUCCUGAACCUGGUGCGUAAUGCUAUUGCCGACAUGCAUGCUGGGGAGUUUGCUGUCAAGAUAUCUCAUUAUAUUAAGAAUUCCGAAGUCUUAUGCUACAUAAAAGAACCUUGGACUAUGGAUGGAAUCCCUUUUGAGUCUUCCGAAGAGUGAGUGAGGCCAAGAGCAACAGGCAAACCAAAAGGCAAAGCAAGAGACAAAGCAGAAGGCAGAAAAUACUAGUCAUUAUUAGUACCUGAUGAUGAUGGAGAAGGCGAUGACACAGAAAUGCUUAAGAAGUUGAAGACAGCAGCAGAAUUGUCUUGUGUUUUGGGUGUUAAAAAGAUUAUUAUCAUAUGCUUUUGUUUCCAUAUUUUAAUUUAAUUUGCUUAAUUGCUCUUUAUGUUUAUUUGGACUAAUCACUUAUUAAUAUUAAAAUAUUAAUGUUAA